Messenger RNA from Strongylocentrotus purpuratus (purple sea urchin), 2292 nucleotides. RefSeq names its product proton-coupled folate transporter (gene slc46a3). Gene Ontology annotation, biological process: transmembrane transport. Gene Ontology annotation, molecular function: transmembrane transporter activity. Gene Ontology annotation, cellular component: plasma membrane. The coding region runs from base 112 to 1626 and encodes 504 amino acids. Lineage: Eukaryota; Metazoa; Echinodermata; Echinoidea; Camarodonta; Strongylocentrotidae. The record is from RefSeq and is a predicted model, not a curated record. The transcript has 9 exons.
AUGGGCUAGCGGAUACCAUACCUUUGUUGCUAAACAAUUUAAUUUCCGACGACCAACCUCAACUGCUCAAGUGAAUUUCAGCUUUUAGUGCGUCACGAUCAAAGAGCAACAAUGGACGACGAUGAAACGUCCCCGCUCACGUAUUCAACGCAGGUGACGGCAUCGGCAGACAACACGCAGCCAGCCACGGACACCACCAGGAAGUCCAGGAUCACCGUCGAGCCCGUCAUCUUCUUUAUGAUGUUAUCCUACAGUCUGUUCAUACCGCUGAGGCUCCAGUACCUGACCAGACGGAUCGCGGAAGACGAGUUUGGGAUCGUGGAUUACAACCGUGCCGACGAUCCGCUUUGCUCCAAGAACGGAACAAACAGUGGGAUGACCAUUAACAGCACAAUGGAAAUGGACAUCGAACAGCAGGUUUCUCUUUUUUCACUGUACCUGAGUGCGACAACCUCUGUUCCAGCGUUGUUCUGCACAACCCUUUUAGGAGCUCACAGCGACCAAGCUGGGAGAAAGGUUGCCCUCAUAGUCCCAUCUAUAGGCUUCUGUGUCUAUGCAGCAUGUUAUCUUAUUGUCACCAUGCAUGAACUAAACAUCUGGUACUUGGUCAUUGGUCAUUUUGUGCUGGGUCUCUGUGGCGACUUUUCGCUGCUCCUUGCGGGCUGUUUUUCCUACAUGGCAGACAUUACAACAAAGAAGGAGAGGGCUCUGCGAAUCAUCCUCCUCGAUUGCCUGAGCUUCAUGGCAGCCGGUAUUGCACAGGUUGGAGUUGGGUACUGGAUUCAUGCUCAGGGCUUUGAGGCACCUUACAUCUUCAUCCUUGCCUGCGUGUCGGUGACGACCCUCUACGUCGUCUUCCUCGUCCCCGACACGCACCCGCAGGCCCAUCCAGCCAUGCUCAACGUCAGGGAUGCCAUCCGGAAGAUCCUCAACCUGGUCCAGAGCAACACCCACAAGCGACGCCUACCCCUCCUCAUAGCAACCAUCGUCAUGCUGCUCAGGGUCCUGGUGUUCUUCUCGUUGCCGGGGCUGACGUUGCUCUACGGAAUGGGGGAUCCUUUCUGCUGGGACUCGAUAGUCAUCGGCAUCUUCAGUGCUCUGCAGUACCUGUCCGGUGCUCUAGGUAUGAUAAUCGGUGGGAAGCUUCUCAGUCGCUACCUGAGGGACGCCACUCUUGUUCAAGUUGGUUUAAUAUCAUCCAUCAUGUGCGUUGUAUUAACAGGCGUUGCUCCAAGCAAUCCAUAUAUUUUUGCAGUUCCAGCGGUAGGGCUGUUCCGAGCGUUGUCAUUACCGAUGCUGAGAACGAUCAUGUCUAAACUUGUUUACCCUUCAGAGCAAGGUGUAAUGUUUGCCUGUAUUGGCUGCCUUCAAAGCAUCGCUAUGGUGAUCUCUCCUCUCCUUUUCAACACUCUCUACUAUGCAACGUUGCAUAUCCACAGAGGAAUCGUCUUCUAUGUCAUGGCAGCGUUCCUAUUCAUUGCCAGUCUCCUUUCAAUAGUUUUACAAGUCAAAAGGCAAGAGUCCUCCUUUCUUCUCCUGAGCGACCCGUCGACAUCAAGUAUCAACCGGGGAAGCCGCAGUCUCUUGACCGGACGACCUCGCAAUUACCAAGCUGUACAGACAUAGGGGAGGGACAGACAACCACAUGUAACCUCCUAGAGACGCUGUUGUCUUUUUUUCAAAGGGCUUUAAAAUACUCCAUAAUAUGGUGCUUUUUUUCAAUUUUCAUACCAAGAUAUACUUAGGGAAGACAAUUACAUCAAACUCCUGGAAAUGCUGUUCUGUCGUUUUUCUUCAAAGUGCUUUAAAAUGCUCCCAAUAUGUUGUUGUUUUUGUUUUCUAUUUCUUUUUGAGACUUUCUUUCCUUUCUCACAAGAGCGAUUUUAUGUUAUUCAAAUGUUGUGCAAUGAAAUAAGAUAUGGACAGUGGGGCUUUAGUAGACAAAACCUACAUGUAGUAUGAAGUCAAAUUACACUAAAUUGAUCCGUCAGAGUUGCUUCUUUCGCAAGGUAUUCCAUAACAUUGAAGUGCUACUUUCCUCUUUUUUUCUGCUGAGGGGAAAUUUUGAUUUAAAACUUGUUUUUGUUUAAAACUCUGAAUCUACCACAUCUUGUAAGUGGUCUAUAGGAUACAACAAUGUCACCGGACAUGUGGAUCACAUGGUUCACUGUUCAAGUCCCACUGCGGCACUGAUGCUUCCUUAGGCAAAUCAUUUAUAUUUGCCAUUCUCCACACAGGUGUGUGGGUACCCGGUAGGAAUGUAUUCCUUGAAUGCUUGAGGGCAGCUGGGCU